This is a messenger RNA of Entelurus aequoreus (snake pipefish), 473 nucleotides long. RefSeq names its product late endosomal/lysosomal adaptor, MAPK and MTOR activator 4 (gene lamtor4). The record is from RefSeq and is a predicted model, not a curated record. Gene Ontology annotation, molecular function: guanyl-nucleotide exchange factor activity. Lineage: Eukaryota; Metazoa; Chordata; Actinopteri; Syngnathiformes; Syngnathidae. The coding region runs from base 16 to 417 and encodes 133 amino acids. Gene Ontology annotation, biological process: cellular response to amino acid stimulus; positive regulation of TOR signaling. The transcript has 5 exons. Gene Ontology annotation, cellular component: Ragulator complex; lysosome.
GCACUUCCUGAGUAUAUGUAUUCACGGACCAGGUCACGUGAAAGCACGCGCACACAACCAGGAAGUGAUGGCCGCCUUCGAAGAAUUAUAAACAGGACGAAGGGAAAAGAAAAGAUGACAACAGCAGCCCUUAUUGCGGGUCUGGAGCAGAUCCCGGACCAGCUCGGGUAUCUGGUGAUCAGUGAGGACGGUGUUCUGGCCUCUUCAGGUGAGCUGGAAAAUGACGAGCACACAGCAGGCGUGAUGAUGCAGAUGGUUCGCACGGCCAGUCGCUUCAGGUUAUCAGGCUCAACCAACAUACCAUUUAAACGCAUCUCAGUGGUUUUGGAGGAUUUUGUUUACACAGUGACCGUUUCCGUGCAGAAGGUUUUUGUGGUCAAACGUCAGAACAACCAGCAGGAGCCAAUCAGUGUUUAGAGAUACGAACUGGAAGUGGGGUCACAUGAUUUGUUUGAAUAAAUGGUUUUAUUGUG